This is a messenger RNA of Oldenlandia corymbosa var. corymbosa, 735 nucleotides long. The record is from the annotation of a GenBank genome assembly. Lineage: Eukaryota; Viridiplantae; Streptophyta; Magnoliopsida; Gentianales; Rubiaceae.
AUGUCGAGCCCCCUUAGAGACUGGUAUAACGUGAAGAAAAACACAAAAUCGAAAGCCGUACAGAUAGUGAAGCUCUUCGAUGGUGCCCCGGUGUGGAAACUUGAGUACAUAUAUGUGAAAGCUCAAGAGAAUUUUUGUGUAGCCUGGGAUUAUCAAGAAACACACGAGUUGGACGUGAUAGUAGACGAUUGGACAAGGGCAGAUAAGGCUAAGAUCGAGAAGUAUAGAGCCGAUAUUAAUGCCAUGGAGGAUUAUGAGAAUUUCAUCCUUUGGACUGAUGUUCAGCACUACAUUCCUCCAGUUCCAGUCGAGGGAAAAGAAGAUGAGCACCUCGAUGAUCAGCUUCUUGAUGCGCCAGAAGAACACGAGAGAGGAAUUGACUCGGAUGGAGCUCGAGAAGAAGCUUAUCGAGUAGGAGAAGGAAUCGUACCCUGUUCAUCAUGUUUGCUUGAGAAUCCUAGACGAAAAUCUAGCCAAGAAUUUUCCAAUACAUGCCAUGAUCUCUUCUCUACUGAGGAAGUGGGAGUUGUCAAUGAUAUAGCCACGGUCAGGUCUGUCGAGAAGGAUAUCGUAGAUGCUGUCCAAGCGUACACUGUACAGAUUCACUCUCGGUUGGUACAGAGGUUUAAGCAGAGAGAAGAAGAUUUUCAGUGCCGCCUUCACCAAUACAACCUCGAUUUUCACAAUUCACUGGCCUUGGAGGCAAAUGUGAGUGAAGAGAUGACGAAUCUGUGA